Molecule: messenger RNA, 2236 nt
Organism: Copidosoma floridanum
Lineage: Eukaryota; Metazoa; Arthropoda; Insecta; Hymenoptera; Encyrtidae
Product: lost and found
Biological process (GO): lipid catabolic process
Molecular function (GO): serine hydrolase activity; protein binding; lipase activity
Source: RefSeq, a predicted model, not a curated record
AGUACUCCCGGGGCGCGGAUGUCUCCGGCUUGAAGUUAUACCGCGCCACUGAUCGUGUAUUGCUACAAUGCACGGUUCGUCGUAGUGUUGUUGUGUGGGUGCUUUUUUUUUUUUGUUUUUUCUUUUGUGCGUGUGCGUCGUGUGUUUGUGCCCAAAUAGGGGUACGUUGAACGCUGCCCAAGGAUGCCCAAGACCGUUGGCAAGUGGGCCCUGCAUCUGGGACUCGCUGCUGGUCUGCUCCUCGUCGUGGCUCUGCCAACUGCCCUGCAAGCCAAGAACGAAGAGUAUCAUAUGAGCACGAUCUGCAAGAAUCACUUUUUACGCGAUAUCUACCGGAAGAUCGAGGGCGCGGUGCUCAUCUCGCAAAACGAGCGGAACCUCGACUGCGCCAUCACCUUCCAGACGAACAGCAUACUCCAGCGGUUCAUGCUCAAGUUCGAUAAGCUACAGCUGGAUUGCAACGAUCAUCUCUACAUUUACGACGGUGCUCACUCGGUUGGCAGCUUCAAAGCGGACUUGUCCUGCAGAAAUACACAGCAGAGCGUUGGAGCCAUAUACACGCACACCAACUUCGUCACACUGAAAUAUGUAACAGAUGCCUGGGGCACGGAUCAAAAUGGAUUCAAGCUUGUUCUUACGGCCGUCAAAGAUCCCAAACACGCCUGCAAGGAUUUCCAGUGCACUCUCAAGGAAUUCUGCAUUGAUAACGAGCUAGUUUGCGAUGGUGUCAGCCACUGCGAAGACGGCUCCGACGAGUCUACCUCCACCGUCUGCAUCAAUACGGAAGCAUCGACGAUCCUGGGGAUGGAGAGCACCUGGUUCGCGGUGAUGAUGGUGUGUAUGGUGCUGACCGUAUUCGGUAUAGCAGCAGCUGGUGCGGUCUGCUUCCUCAGGCAGCGCGUGACGACGCCACGGCAUCCGCACAACGCGCACAAUGCCCAGGGACACCUGCCCGUCAGCUAUCCAAGCUAUCCAAUGCAACCAAUGUACGGAUCGAACGGUGCAUCAACGGGCAUGCCAAUGGGCAUGACAAAUUUGAAGAUGGGCCCGAUGAUGGGCGGCAUACAGGGGAACGACACUACCCCGGCCGGGAAACUGGCUGCACCCUGCGGGCCUCAGGCACGGGCACAGCGCGGCCCGGGUCCGCCUCUACUGCCAGGCAGAGUGAGGAACCACGGUUCUGACAGUGACAUAUCUUCUGGUCAGAAAGAUGAGUGGUUUGUGUAGAGGCAGACCUGGACCAAAGUCCGCAGGGUGUACGAGAGCGGUGGUGCCCUCACCGUUUUCCAAUUUUGUCGUUUUUUCGUCAACGUAGGCGAGCUCUCGAUUCGUCUCUGAAACACUAGCAAAGCAACAUAAAAAAUAAUAUACAACUAAAUUAAAAACCAUACAAUUAUAAAGUCAAUCGUCGGAUUACAAAAAUAUCACGAACAAAAAAAAUAUCUUGUCGUUUCUCUCGCGGUGUACGUCAGCCGACGCUAACUAAAGUUUAUAAAAGCGGGAGAGAAAAAAAAAAGAGAGGAUGUACAGAGAAACGCACGGAAAAGCACGCACAAUAUUGCACACGUGCCCCAUUCGCCCGUGGCUACUAUGCUUUCCACCAGUGACGCCGUAAUUCGGCUCAGGCAAGCGAACGGCGCACAUACGUGGGCAAACAAAAAACUUUUCCUCUCCUCCCCGUCCUCGACUCCCUCCUUUACUACUCAUAUCAAGCAACCAUCGGAAAAACACGAGCGUCCUAGUUUUUGCACUCGUGAAUCGCGAACACGGAGUAAAAAAAAAAGAAAAAGAAAAAAAAAGUAGAGAAACAAUAUCGAAAGACAGAUUAGCUGGAUAAGCGCAAAGAGAAGGGAGUGGAGGGGGAGGUAUACGUGGUACAUGAACCAAAAUAUUUUUUAACGACCAAUUUUUUUCCCCUUUUUAUAUAGCCGAUUCAGGUAAAAAAAAAAAAUAAAUAAAAAAAAUGAAAAAAAAUAAAACUAAUCCACAAUGAAAAGAACAAAAAAUAAGCAAAGAGGAAAGUGGACACUUUGAGCUGAAGCAUAUCUUCCAAACGGUUUUUUCAUAUCGUUGACAACUGCGAUAUUUACUCUGAAGCCCUCUAACUUUUUAUGGAUCUUCUAUACAUUUUUUCGAAAAGUCUUUUAUCACUAUGUAGUUGAGAAUAAUCGUAUCAAUGGAGCAAAAGCUCCGCAAAAUAUCGAAUUUUGAGAGAAAAAAAAAAAAAAAGAAAAAA